This is a messenger RNA of Ylistrum balloti, 7812 nucleotides long. Its product is annotated as ribosomal protein S6 kinase alpha-5-like. The transcript is spliced from 16 exons. The record is from RefSeq and is a predicted model, not a curated record. Gene Ontology annotation, biological process: protein phosphorylation; regulation of DNA-templated transcription; intracellular signal transduction. Lineage: Eukaryota; Metazoa; Mollusca; Bivalvia; Pectinida; Pectinidae. Bases 6 to 2738 code for a protein of 910 amino acids. Gene Ontology annotation, molecular function: magnesium ion binding; protein serine/threonine kinase activity; ATP binding.
ACACGAUGGCUUUAGACCAAGCGUCUUCCAUGGAUGACGCCACAGUUACCUAUGAGCUGAAGGAUGUGAACCUUCACGGUCAAGGGAAGGAACAUGUUGGUAUGAAGGAUUUUGAACUGCUCAAAGUUCUUGGAACAGGAGCAUAUGGAAAAGUUUUCCUGGUAAGAAAAAUAGGAGGAGCUGAUGAUAAAAAGUUGUAUGCAAUGAAAGUUCUGAAAAAGGCAACAAUUGUACAGAAAACUAAAACAACUGAACACACAAAGACUGAGAGACAGGUGCUGGAGGUGAUUCGACAGUCACCUUUCCUUGUUACGUUACACUAUGCCUUCCAGACAAAAGCGAAGCUUCACCUGAUACUUGAUUAUGUUAACGGGGGUGAACUUUUUACCCAUCUCAAUCAGCAUGAUAAAUUCACUGAAAAAGAAGUAAGGAUCUACAUUGGUGAAAUAGUUUUGGCUUUGGAAACACUUCACCGGCUGGGGAUCAUUUAUCGUGACAUUAAAUUGGAAAACCUCCUCCUGGACAACACUGGACAUAUCAUCCUCACAGACUUUGGACUCAGCAAGGAAUUUCUCCCAACUGAGAAUGAACGAGCUUAUUCUUUCUGUGGAACAAUAGAGUACAUGGCCCCAGAAGUGGUGAAUAAUGAACAGACAGGACAUAACUAUGCGGUGGACUGGUGGUCACUAGGUGUACUGACCUAUGAACUACUGACUGGAGCCUCACCUUUCACUGUGGAUGGAGAAAAAAAUACUCAGCCAGAAAUAUCAAGGCGGAUAUUGAAGGCAAACCCGCCAAUGCCAAGCGAAUUCUCUAGUGAAGUGCGGGACUUCAUACAGAAACUCCUAACAAAGGACCCUAACAAGAGACUUGGAUGUGAUGGAACAGCUAAUAUAAAGAAACACAAGUUUUUCAAGGGCCUCAAUUGGGAUAAACUGGCUCAGAAAGAGGUAGCAGCUCCAUUUGUACCAAAGAUUGACCAUGAACUGGAUACUGGUAAUUUUGCUGACGAGUUUAUCAGAAUGGAUGCUAUUGACUCCCCAGCAAUUAUUCCACUUGACUCCGAAAAAAUAUUUAAGGGUUACUCGUAUAUAGCACCGUCCAUCAUAUUUAGUGAAAACAUGGUCAGUUCUGAGCUGUUAAUGAGAUCCACAGAGAACCAGCCAGUUGACCAUAAAAUACAGUUAGCUCGACAUUUUAAGAAUUCAACCUUUUUUCAGCAUUAUGACAUAGACCUUAAGAAAAAGCCUCUUGGUGAUGGUAGUUUCUCCAUAUGCAGGGAGUGUUAUCACAAAAAACAUGGGACAAAGUAUGCCGUGAAGAUUGUGUCCAAGAGAGUGGAUUGUUCCCAGGAAGUUCGACUUCUCAAACUCUGUCAGGGCCACCCAAACAUUGUAGACUUUAUAGAAGUGUAUCAGGACGAGUUACAUGCGUACAUAGUGUUAGAGUUGUUGAGAGGUGGAGAGUUACUGGAUAGAAUACGUAAGAAGAAGAGUUUUACUGAACCAGAGGCAAGUGAAAUCAUGUGGAAGCUUGUACAGGCUGUGGAUUUCAUGCACUCCAAAGGUGUAGUACACCGUGACCUUAAACCCGAGAACCUGCUGUUCCAGGAUGCUUCAGAGAGAGCUAACAUAAAAAUUGUUGAUUUUGGAUUUGCUCGUCAAAAACCAGAAAAACAAAUGAUGCAAACACCUUGUUUCUCAUUGCCAUAUGCAGCACCUGAGGUCCUGCCCGGGAAAAUGUUGCCUCGUGAUGGCUAUGAUGAAUCAUGUGACCUCUGGAGUCUUGGAGUCAUUCUGUACACUAUGCUUUCUGGGAAAGUGCCAUUUCAAACCCGAGGUAAAGCAGAUAAUGCCAGUGCAAUCAUGAACCGAAUUAAAGUGGGAGAAUUUGACUUCUCUGGAGCAGAAUGGGUUGAUGUUUCACAGCCUGCUAAAGCCCUGAUUCAAGGUUUACUAACAGUGGAGCCGAAGAAGAGACUUACGAUGGACAAUCUACGACAGAGCGAGUGGUUGAGAGGAAACAACAGUGAUGUAUUUUCUGCAACCCCUUUACGCACACCAGGUGUACUGUGUCAGAGUCUAGCCGUACACCAGCAGCUCAGCGCUACCAUGGGUGCCUUUCAGAAAGCUACACGGGAGGGUUUUAGAUUACAAGAUGUGAACAAGGCACCACUUGCUCGAAGAAGAAAGCACCGUGACACCAGAAAGAACAGUUCUGGAGGCGAACCCCGAAGUGGGUCUUCAGACAGUAAUAAUUCUAGCAGCUCCUCAGGAACUAUACAAUCUGAUAACACAUCACAGUCAGACUCAGCACCAUCAGACUCCUUACUGACAGAAGGAGGUUUGGCUGUUAUUCCCACCAGGAAUUUAUCGGAUGUGUCAAAUGGCUCAAAUACCUCACAGGGCUCAACCAUUAGUACAGGGUUUGUGCCCAACAUUAAAGGACAAAUAACUCUAGCUGAUGACUCUGGUCAGCUGACGCAGGUGCUUGAUAAUAGCCAAUCAAGCUCUAUUUUGAUUCACUCCUCCUCAACCGAAUCAGAUGAUGUUUCACAGCUGUACCAGGCGUCACGAGGCACAAAGCGGAAGCACAGUAGUGUAGGGGAGAGUGGCUGUAGCAGCUGUGAUGAUGAGGAGGAAGAGAAUGAUUGUGUUGUCAUGGUCCCUAACACAGAUGUACUAACCGUCACAUUAGACACUCGCUCAAAGGCCAGUCCUAUCAUCAUUGACGACUAGUCCCUGUUUAGUUACAGGUCAAAUUACUUCUUGAUAGAAUAUACAUGUAGGUGUUUCAGAGUUUUAUGUAGGUAUGUACCAGGCUGUGUGUUUCAUCCUUUUACCCGACAUAAAAUUAAAUCUCCUGAGACAAAAUCUCACCUUAUUGCCUUUUUUCCCCAUUGUCAUGUGUUUGACUGUAAAGAGCGGACAUUUUCUUCUCAGAAACCCCUGAACUGAUUUUCAUGAAAUUUAGCAGAAAACUUUGAUAGGGAUUUAUAUAAGCUUAUCUGUGUGAGCCCCAGGGGCAGGGCAAAAAGGGGUCAAAUUGACAUAAAUUUCAAAAACCUUUUCAAAACCCAGACAUGCUAGAUUCAAAUUCACUUCAUACAUGGAAGUUUGUUAAUGUGCUCUACCAAGAAAAUGGAACAUUGUUUUCUUUAGGAAAUAAUUCAAACUUGGUUAAAAGCAUAGACAGUUUGUUGGUAUGUACUUAUUGACCCUGACUGACUUCAGGGACUGAUGGGUAGGGCAAAAUGGGCCAAAUUGACUGAAAUUUCAAAACUCUUCUUCUCAAGACCCAGAUAUGGUAUAAUCAAGUAAUCUAAAGACCAGAAGGAUCAUUAAGGGCUUUACCUAAUUGCGAAUUCCAUGACCAUGGUCUUGCAUCACGUUCAAGGCAGGUGGUAAAGUUUACGAUAGUUCAUAUGAAAAACCUACAGUUUUGAAUGUAAUUUGUUUAUUUUCUAAUGGAAGUUAUUUGUUUAGAAUUAUGAACAUGAGAUGGCAGUUGCUGCUAUGCUCAUUUUACAUUUUCAUUACAUGUAGAUUGUAGUUGGACUUGUAGUUAAUUUCGGACAUAUUUUAGAACACGAGAGCCGUUACGGCUCAUGGAUCUCUUGUUCUUUACCCUAUAGCCUUGUAGGUGCCUUACCAACACUUUCCAUGAACUCACGUCAGCAGGAUUUUGCCAUUCUAGCAGAUUUAAAUUUCAGCUGUAAGCUAUCUUAAUACUGUAUAACAGGUUUUUGUGUAAUGUUCUGAUUUCACUAUUUUUGAACUAGAAGAUAACAUACCCUCGUUGAAGUUUAAAGAAAGAGUAACUUCCCUUGACUGAAUUGUGAUGUGUAGAGGAUGGACGUAAGUAAAAGUUCAGACAUCGUUAAUUACCUUAAGUUAAUUGGGAUCAAAUGCUUGUCUAGAUAGUGUCCAAUGUAACAUUUGGUCUUGGCUAUUAAAGCUUGUAUAUGCCGUGGUGUAAACAUGCUUCUAUUUUUAAAGUCAACUACACUAACAAUCAUCAUGUGUGGGAUUGUGUGGUGAAAAGAAACAACAUGUUAUUCAAUAUUCUGCAUUCCGCAUGAACUUUUUUAAGCUCUUUGCUAUCUGAUGUUUCAGAAGAAUUUUAGCUGACUGAAUGUACAAAAGUCUUUUAGCUGACUGCAGGUUCAGAUUUAUUUUAGCUAACUGCUGGUUCAGAAUUAUUUUUAGCCAGCUGAUGGUACAGAAGUCUUUGAGCUGACUGAAGGUCAAGAUGUAUUUCAGCUGAUGGAAGGUUUGGAUGGAUUUUAGAUAACUGAUGGUUCAGAUUUAUUUUGGCUAUGUGAUGGUUCAGAAGCCUUGUAACUGACUGAAGGUUAAGAAGUAUUUUAGAUAACUGAAGGGUAAGAAGUAUUUUAGAUAACUGAAGGUUAAGAAGCCUUGUAACUGACUGAAGGUUAAGAAUUCUUGUAACUGACUGAAGGUUAAGAAGCCUUGUAACUGACUGAAGGUUAAGAAGGAUUUUAGCUGACUGAAGGUUAAGAAGUAUUUUAGAUAACUGAAGAUUAAGAAUUAUUGUUGCUGACUGAAGGUUAAGAAGUAUUUUAGAUAACUGAAGAUUAAGAAUUAUUGUUGCUGACUGAAGGUUAAGAAGUAUUUUAGAUAACUGAAGAUUAAGAAUUAUUGUUGCUGACUGAAGGUUAAGAAUUAUUGUUGCUGACUGAAGGUUAAGAAUUAUUUUAGAUAACUGAAGGUUAAGAAUUAUUGUUGUUGACUGAAGGUUAAGAAGGAUUUUAGAUAUCUGAAGGUUAAGAUGUAUUUUAGCUGACUGAAGGUUAAGAAGGAUUUUAGAUAACUGAAGGUUAAGAUGGAUUUUAGCUGACUGAAGGUUAAGAAUUAUUGUUGCUGACUGAAGGUUAAGAAUUAUUUUAGCUGCCUGAAGGUUAAGAAGGAUUUUAGAUAACUGAAGGUUAAGAAGUAUUUUAGCUGCCUGAAGGUUAAGAAGGAUUUUAGAUAACUGAAGGUUAAGAAUUAUUUUAGCUGCCUGAAGGUUAAGAAGGAUUUUAGAUAACUGAAGGUUAAGAAGUAUUUUAGCUGCCUGAAGGUUAAGAAGGAUUUUAGAUAACUGAAGGUUAAGAAGUAUUUUAGCUGCCUGAAGGUUAAGAAGGAUUUUAGAUAACUGAAGGUUAAGAAGGAUUUUAGCUAACAGAUGGUUCAGGUUUUGGUUUUAGCUCACUGAAGGUAUAGAAGUCUUUUAGCUGACUGAAGGUUAAGAAUUAUUUUAGCUCACUGAAGGUAUAGAAGUCUUUUAGCUGCCUGAAGGUUAAGAAUUAUUUUAGAUAACUGAAGGUUAAGAUGUAUUUUAGCUGCCUGAAGGUUAAGAAUUAUUUUAGAUAACUGAAGGUUAAGAUGUAUUUUAGCUAACAGCUGGUUCAGAUUUUUUUUUAGCUCACUGAAGGUAUAGAAGUCUUAACUGUUGGAAAUGUUUGUGGUGGGAAGGUUAAAAUUUUCAUCAAUAACUUGAAAGAAGAUGAGCACCUUUUAUUUCCUGUUUGAAUAUGAAGUUGUAGUUAAUGACAAAUGUAUACUCCCAUUCUUGUUUGAAUUAACGUUUUUGAUCUAUUGUCCAUAUCUAAACAAAAUCAAGCUAAAUUCAUUUAUUCCCUCUAAGAUUGUUUUAAGCAUUUUACAUUGACUAAGCCUUACUCCAUUUAACAGUGAUUUUUUAUCAUCAGCAGAAGUGUUACUUAUUAGUUUGUAGGUCCUUGUUCUCUCAUGUUUUAUGUCAAAAUCAUGAAAAUAUAUCUUAUCACUCUCAGUCUUUUUAAGAGGUCACACACUAAAUUGACCUAGGUUUGAGAGUCCAGUGUCAGGCAAUGUUAACUAAACUGACCAUAUCAUCAAAGUUCACAUUUACUUCAUACAUCUCAAAUUAGAGGUCAGAGGUCACAUCAUAUUGGUUACCAAGGUCAGAAAUUUCAGGAUUUCUUUAAAAAUAUUAAGAAGCUUUGGUUACACAGAUCAUGUGGAUAGGUUUCAGCUGGCAGUUUCAUUUUACUGUGGUAUAGGAUGGGCAUUUUGAAACCAUCAGUCUGGACACUUUUGAAUUUUGUUUCCAGAACAGCCAUGAGUAACCAGAAAUUUUGUUUAAAGAAAUAGUAUACAUCUGUUCAAAAAAAUUGGAAAUAAGUGGUUGGAUUAAGAAGUGAAAUAUAAGCCACAUACACGGCAUCUUUGAAAUCCAAGGGUUUUACCUUUGAUAUGCAUGUGCUAACAUAAUCUUUGUGUACAUCCUUAGUUCAUGUCAUGGUAGACAUGUAAGGAGCCAUUUGAUUGGUUCCAAACGUGACCAUUGACAGAGGAGAUAUCAUCUUUUGAAAAAUUUCAAGGGGACUAUACCCUAAUAAGAACCAGCCAAUUUUACUUUUUAUGUAUUGGACAAAUCCUUUCAUCAUCAUCAAAGAGAUCAUGGGUAUUAAUGUACUAUGCUAGUUUUGUAUAAAAAUGUCAUGCUUGAGAUUUACAAGUAUUGAGUAUUCUCAAUUCUUAUAGUAAAUAAAGCAAUAAAAAAAAAGGAGGGAUAUGGUUUUUUUAAAAGAAAUAACACAAACCUUAGAUGAGAAUUUUAUAUUUAUGUAAGAAAAAAUUAUUUGCUAGAAAAAUUAUGAACAGUAUUAUAAUGCUUUCUGCAUUACCUGUUUGGGAUUCAUUUAAUAAACUAUUAUAUAUUAUACGACAUACAGUAAGACUCACUCCAGUCUAAUUAUGAAGGUUAUAGUUUGAUGACAUGCUAUCAUUUAUGAUGCAAAUCAUUGCUAAUCUGCAUAUUGCAUUCUAGAACUAUUUCAAUUGAAGAAAUUUGAGUUUUUACUGAAAGUUUUUAGUCCUGUUGUUAAGCUGUAGUGUACUGUUGAAUGACGUCUGUGAUGCUGCAUACUCAAUGCAAUGUGAAUCUGAUUAUGGGCACCUCUUGUACUCGUACCUAUUGUCAACUUUUAUGCACAGUUUAUAUAUCUUAUGACACUUUUUAAUGAAUUUAUUUUUUAUGUAAAUUUGCAAGGAGAUUUCGUUGCCUGAUUCAUCUUAAAUUGUAAAUAUAUAUAUAUAUAUAUAUACACACACAAACACACAAUAUAUACAAAUUUAUGUAUUGUUGAGAGAUAGGUGCGUAUUACACUCAAAAAUGCUUUGAGCUUAGAUUUUAAUUGCAAAAUUUUAUGCAGAGAUCUGUUUUGUAUGAGAUGUUAAGAACUUUUACCCCAAAUACAUUUAGAUAUAUCAUAUACUGUUUUACACUGUAGGGGGUGAUGGUUCUUAAAAAUCAUGUAAUGAAUUAUACAAUUCCCAUGAUUUUGUUAAAUAUCUUUAAGGCUUAAUUCAUUAAGUGAAAUUUUUAUCUUUUUUGUCAAAUUUUUCAAUAAUUUAAGAGUUGUUUCAUUGUAGACAUGCUCUCCAGAUAAUUCUCAAUUCUGAUUGGCUGAAUAAUUCUGGAAACUUCAUUAUCUUUUGUUUCCUCCUUAAUGCAGAUAAUUUGAAUCUGUCUUAUUCUAGGCUCUGUAAAUACACAAUGUAUAAAAGUCUAUCGGCACAUUCCUGUAACAAAUGAUUUCACUGAUAUGUUUAUAGUACACCUACAGAAUAAGUGCUUCAAUGAAAUUAAAACAAAGGCUGUGACGAAAAAAUAUUGAAGUAACAAGUGAAAGUAAAUAUUUUAAAAGAAAAAUUUCUUUAAAAUAUAACUGGUGCACAGUAUUAUUUUCUAAAUUGAUUUUCAUGUUUAAUAAAAGAAAAAAGUGCUUUAAUAGAAGAAAAAAUUAUAAAAUGUUUAGUUGAU